Messenger RNA from Eremomyces bilateralis CBS 781.70, 1430 nucleotides. RefSeq names its product thioredoxin-like protein. Bases 288 to 1217 code for a protein of 309 amino acids. The transcript has 3 exons. Lineage: Eukaryota; Fungi; Ascomycota; Dothideomycetes; Eremomycetales; Eremomycetaceae. The record is from RefSeq and is a predicted model, not a curated record.
GAGGCCUAUCAGAAACUGACCAAUCAUCUAAAGGCAGUAUCUGUGGCGCAUCAUCUGUGGCUGUGAACUAUCAACAACCCCUCCAACCGUCCGCAGUCCAAGCAGCUUCAUGUUCUGUUCAUACAUCGCCAGCUGGAUUGGACAGAUAUUCCGCUUCUAGCGUAUUACCGACUGCUUUACAAGUCACCGAUACUGCGAAGAGCCACGAAUGCAAAAUGUCGAAGAUUAUCGAGGUCGAGUCGGAAGUACAGCUUCAUGAAAUCAUUCACAACACACAGAUGGUCAUAAUGGACUUUUACGCGGACUGGUGUGGUCCAUGCAAAGCCAUUGCUCCCAUAUACGAUCAAAUGGCCCAAACUCUCGCACAGCCUAGGGUUAUCGGCUUUACCAAGAUCAACACUGACCGCCAGGACCGAAUAGCUCAAGCUUACGGUGUGACGUCGAUGCCGACCUUCAUAUUCAUUCGCCAUCGCGAAGAAGUGGCUAGAGUUCAAGGCGCAAACGCGAAGGAACUCCAAGCGGCGUUCGACACGAUGACCGCAAACGUCCCGCAACCUGCGGUGGGAGUGCCCUCCGCAUCGACCAGCAAACAAGAAGGCUCUUGGAAAGGCUCCUCGAUUCCUCGCGGGUUCACCGAUGCCACAGAGGAGGUCGACAUCAGAGGGUUGGAUCUUUUGAACGCCGAUAGCGAAUUUGGCGGCGCCCGGACCCUUUUCGAUCUAUCGGCACCGACGUCGUUGAAUAAAGGCAAAUCGAAAGACAGCUCAUCGCAAGCGGGGAGUUCAAAAGAUUGGGUUGAAAGCGACAUCGACCCACAGCUCAUGCUCUACGUCCCGUUCAACUCGACGCUCAAAGUCCAUUCAAUACAUAUCACCUCGCUGCCGCCGAGCUCAGAAGGAAGCGAUGAAAUCCCCAUGCGGCCACGAACGAUACGGAUCUUCGUCAACCACGCGCACAAUCUGGGGUUCGAGGAGGGAGAAGACAUGACCCCGACACAAGCCGUUGAACUCGGCGAUGGAGAUUGGGAUCCGGAAACCGGAACGGCCAAGCUCGAGCUUCGCUAUGUCAAGUUCCAGAAUGUGUCAAGCCUUGUGGUGUUUGUCGUCGAUGGAGACGGUGAUGGCGAGCGGACGCGGAUUGACCGGAUACGGUUCAUUGGGGACGUGGGCGAGAAGAGGGAAAUGGGGAAGUUGGAGAAGAUUGGGGAUCACGAAUGAGCGGAGAGGAUAGAUAACUUCGCAUGCACCCCGAAUUACAUGUAUUAUGUACCAUCACAAUCAUCCCUAGUCCUUAACCGCCAGAUGGGCGGAAUCUGACGGGAUCAUGGUUUAUGCAGCGACAACAGCACUUGUCCCCGUGUAAAUCAAGCUUACUACAUAUAUAUCGAGCCUUGCAGAAAGGUUGCAUUUGUACACAAGCUUCCCACAUCA